UCUUCGUCUUGUUCGCUAUUUUGCUUUCACUUUGUAUCCGUUGAAGCUGCACUUUUUCAUUUUUCCCUCUCCUCUGUUUCUCACGACAUCGACACCUGACUGACUCUUAAAUUUUCCAGAAUUCCCACAACUAUUCCGUCAACAAAACAAUCAUAUUUUCACUACGUCCACUCUCAAAAAUUCUCUAGAAAAUUCCAUUACUUGCUGGAAACCAAACCAACCAAUGUCGGUCUCCGGCACCGAUACUUCCUCCACCAACAGCAGUAACAAUAAGCUCUCCUCAGAAACUCCAUUUCUCAAUCUAAAGCUCUAUGUUCUAAUCUCAAUUAUUUCUAUAUGCGUACUUUUAGUUUUUCUUAUUGUUUUCCUUUGUAUCCGCCUGAACCGCACCUCGCGGAAACGGAACAAAGUGCUUGCGAAGCAGAGCUCUGGUAUGAUCCCGUUAGUUUCAAAAGAAAUAGAAGAAAUUAAAGCUUUGGAUCGCGAAGUCAACAGCGAGAAAGAGGAGGUCAAAAUUGGAAAUGUGAUUAAGAAGAAAGAGAUUGAGACUGUUGUUGAUUUGGAGAUCGGAGAAGGGAAACAGAAGCAGAAGAAGAGUGCAGAAAGUGAUGACGCGUCUUACAGUACUAUUAGUGACGUGUCAUUGGUGGAGGCGCAACAGAAUAUCGGGUGGGGCCGGUGGUAUAGCUUGAAGGAGCUGGAGAUUGCGACGCAUGGAUUCUCCGAGGAAAAUGUCAUCGGUGAAGGAGGAUACGGUAUUGUGUAUAGAGGGGAGUUGGAAGAUGGGUCUGUAGUGGCGGUGAAGAAUCUGCUUAACAACAAAGGGCAGGCAGAGAAGGAGUUCAGGGUGGAAGUUGAAGCCAUUGGAAAAGUAAGGCAUAAGAACUUGGUGGGUCUUCUUGGAUAUUGUGCAGAAGGUGCUCGUAGGAUGCUUGUUUAUGAAUAUGUUGACAAUGGCAAUUUGGAGCAGUGGUUACAUGGUGAUGUAGGGCCUGUUAGCCCCCUGACCUGGGAUAUCAGAAUGAAGAUUGCCAUUGGGACAGCAAAAGGUCUAGCCUAUUUGCAUGAAGGUUUAGAACCUAAAGUUGUGCAUCGUGAUGUAAAAUCCAGUAACAUACUUCUGGAUAAAAAAUGGAACGCAAAGGUUUCAGACUUUGGAUUGGCUAAACUUUUGGGGUCUGAGUCAAGCUUUGUCACUACACGUGUUAUGGGAACAUUUGGAUAUGUUUCUCCUGAUUAUGCAAGCACAGGUAUGCUUAAUGAGGGGAGUGAUGUGUAUAGUUUUGGAGUUCUUCUUAUGGAGAUGAUUACAGGGAGGAGCCCAAUUGAUUACUCCAGGCCAGCUGGAGAGAUGAACUUGGUUGACUGGUUUAAAGGGAUGGUGGCUAGUCGUCGUGGAGAGGAGGCUUUAGAUCCUCUAAUUCAAGUUCAACCUUCUCCAAGAGCUUUGAAACGAACCUUGCUGGUUUGUCUUCGAUGUAUAGAUUUGGAUGCGAAUAAGCGACCAAAGAUGGGGCAAAUUGUUCAUAUGCUUGAGGCAGAUGACUUUCCUUUUCGUGCUGAACUUAGAUCGGUUAGAGAUAAAGAUAAUCCUGCGUCUCAUGCAGAUGCGUCCAACAAAGUUCCACACCCUACCAAGCAUGGAGGGGGCAAUGACGUAGAAAGAUCAAGGCGAAGAUGAUUACUUCUUGUCGGUUUGAAGAUCAGUAGUUCCAAAAUUCAUAUUAUUUUGUAGCAUAUUUUUUAAUUUAGGAUACAUAUAAAUAAUUAAGUGUAUUCAUUGUGCAUAUAUAUUACUUACUCCAGUCUCUUCUAUCCCCAUCUUCUGGACAACCCACAUUUUGCUGAUAAACUGUGGCAUCUGAGAGUUAAAACGACCCCUGUAAAUACAGAUCAUAUUUGAAUAUCCAAUAUUUCAGCUUGCUUGUCUUGAAGAUUGUAAAAACAGAUCAUAUUUGAAUAUGCGAUAUUUCAGCUUGCUUGUCUUGAAGA
Molecule: messenger RNA, 1992 nt
Organism: Jatropha curcas
Lineage: Eukaryota; Viridiplantae; Streptophyta; Magnoliopsida; Malpighiales; Euphorbiaceae
Product: Protein kinase superfamily protein
Biological process (GO): protein phosphorylation
Molecular function (GO): protein kinase activity; ATP binding
Source: RefSeq, a predicted model, not a curated record